Messenger RNA from Penicillium roqueforti, 1386 nucleotides. RefSeq names its product NAD(P)/FAD-dependent oxidoreductase. The record is from RefSeq and is a predicted model, not a curated record. The transcript has a single exon. Gene Ontology annotation, cellular component: cytoplasm. Gene Ontology annotation, molecular function: oxidoreductase activity. NCBI's taxonomy places the organism in Eukaryota, Fungi, Ascomycota, Eurotiomycetes, Eurotiales, Aspergillaceae. The coding region runs from base 1 to 1386 and encodes 461 amino acids.
AUGUCUCCAACCGACUCAUCUAAUGCAUCCCGGCAACCCGUCGAAAAUGCAACUGUGCCAUUUUGGCACCGAGACAUUCACGAACUGCACGACCAUCGGACCACAGAGGAGCUUCCAGUAUCGAGUGACGUCGUCAUCAUAGGCGCCGGCUAUGCAGGAAUCAGUACAGCGUACCACUUGGUCAAAGGAGAGGCCAGUGACAACAAACUCUCUGUCACAAUCCUGGAAGCACGGGGUGUCUGUUCGGGUGCGACAGGACGCAACGGUGGUCACCUACGGCCUGACAUGUACACCCCCAUGGCCAGGCUCAUCGACCGAGCAGGAGUUGAACGCGCGCUGGAGGUAACGGAGUUCGAAAUCGCACAUAUACACGCCAUAAAGUCCUUGGUUGAAAAGGAGAAAAUCGACUGUGACUUUACCCUCACAAGGUCUAUCGAUGUGUGGACCAACGAGGAAACUGCCCGGAAGGCCGAACAGAUGUAUGACGCGCUGGUAUCCCGUGAUCUGAAUUACAUGAAAGAUGUCUUCUUUGUGUCUGGCAAGAAUGCGGAGGGUAUUUCGGGUGUCAAAGGUGCCAAAGCAUCUGCUUCUUUCACAGCCGCAAGUCUGUGGCCGUACAAAUUAAUUAUGCAUCUGACCGCCUCAAUCCUCAAGACUGGCUUGGUCAAUCUCCAGACUAAUACCCCGGUGACGUCUGUGAGUCGGCAAUCUUCAGGCAGCUUUAUUAUUACAACUCCACGAGGCACGACCGUCGCUCGGAAAGUCGUGUAUGCGAACAAUGCCUACAUCGCGGGUCUUCUUCCCCAGUACCGCGAAGCCAUCGUUCCCUGCAAAGGACAGUGUACUCAUAUUUCAGUUCCCGAGGGCACGAAAGCGCCUCUGCUGAAUAACUCCUACAUAGUCCGCGAAGAAGACAACGUUGUUUCAUAUCUCAUCCCUCGCGCCGACGGCAGCAUUGUUGUCGGUGGCGCCAACUUGCUUUACUACCCUGUUCUGAGUUCAUGGUACAACAGCGUGGACGAUUCAAUCCUCAUCGAGGAGGUCAAAGACCAUUACGAUGGUUUUAUGCAGCGGUUUUUCAAUGGCUGGGAAAACAGCGGGGCCAAAGUGGAUAAAGUUUGGACCGGGAUCAUGGGCUACAGCUGGGAUUCCCACCCCCAUGUCGGCACCGUGCCUGGAGAGGAUAGCCAGUUUGUACUCGCAGGCUUCAAUGGUCAUGGAAUGCCUCAGGUGUUCUUGUCUGCCCUUGGGGUUGCUAAGAUGGUUCAGAAUGGGAUCAAGUUUGAAGAUACUGGUAUCCCCAGAUUGUUUGAGUCGACAAAGGAGAGGCUUGAGAAGGCGAGGAACGGUCCUGUCGGGGGUGAUGUCCUCGGCAUCAAGCGUUGA